AUGGACGCGAAGCCACGGGAGCUCUACUUGCUAUUCCGAGCAUACGAGGGCUACGAGGGUUCGCUGUUGAAGGUCACCAGUAAGAAUGGAAAAACAGCUUCGCCGGUGGGUUUCGUCACCUUCCACACCAGAGCAGGUGCUGAGGCUGCCAAGCAAGAUCUUCAGCAGGGCGUCCGGUUCGACCCCGACAUGCCGCAAACGAUUCGGCUGGAGUUCGCUAAAAGCAACACGAAGGUCAGCAAGCCGAAGCCGGCAGUUGCCACAGCCGCGCCAGCCGCACACCCCGCAUUGAUGCACCCACUCACUGGACACUUAGCGAGCCCGUUCUUCCCGGGCGGAGGCGCCGAGUUGUGGCACCACCCGCUGGCGUACGGCGGCGAGCUGCCGACCUUGUCCCACGGACUGGUGCAUCCCGCCAUCCACCCACAGAUGGCGCCGACCCCGUUGACGCUGGGCGCGUGCGUGUUGCCUGCGCCCGCGCUGGGCUCGCCGGGGGCGGGGGUGCCCGCACCCCCCGCGCACCCCGCGCACCCCUCGCACCCCGCCCACCCGGCGCACCCCGCGCCCCCAUGCUCCACCCUCUUCGUCGCGAACCUCGGCCAGUUCGUCUCCGAGCACGAGCUCAAAGAGAUCUUCAGCAGCUGCCCCGGCUUCUCGCGGCUCCGGCUUCUGACCGGCGGCGGCGGGGGCGGCUCGGGGCCGGUGGCCUUCGCGGAGUUCGUUAGCGCUGGCGACGCGGCCGCCGCGAUGGCCCGCCUGCAGGGCGCCCUCCUCCUCAGCUCUGAGGGCGCCAUCCACCUCGAAUACGCGAGGCAUAAGUUGGCACACAACGGCUGGAUUCUCGCACACGAAGGAGCCAAAGGCGGAGAAGAGGGCGAACAGCAU
Molecule: messenger RNA, 885 nt
Organism: Iphiclides podalirius (scarce swallowtail)
Lineage: Eukaryota; Metazoa; Arthropoda; Insecta; Lepidoptera; Papilionidae
Source: the annotation of a GenBank genome assembly